This is a messenger RNA of Odontomachus brunneus, 520 nucleotides long. RefSeq lists its product as uncharacterized. The record is from RefSeq and is a predicted model, not a curated record. Bases 104 to 520 code for a protein of 138 amino acids. The transcript is spliced from 5 exons. NCBI's taxonomy places the organism in Eukaryota, Metazoa, Arthropoda, Insecta, Hymenoptera, Formicidae.
UUAUUUAUCAGUCAAAAGAGUUUUUGGCAAAGCAGACACUUAUUCAAAUGCUCUCGAAAAAUUAGUUCAUGCUGAAGAAACAUCACAUAUAGAUGAUACUGGUAUGUCAUCCGAUGAAAGGAGGCAACAAAGGAAAAAGAUAAGACGAAUGAAAGCAAAGAAAACUUGGUCAUCUUCUUCUGAAUAUUCAGAUAAAGAUUUAUAUUUAGAUAAUGAUAAAGAAAAUCGUACAAUUCAGCAUAAUAAUGUUAUAGUUAAGAAGAGGCCUCAAAAUGUAAUACAAAAAUUAACUUCUGCUGAUGUCAUGAACAUAACUGAUAAAAGUAUCAAUAGAACAAUUGAUAUCCACGAUAAGGGAGAACUUUUUAUAGAGGAAUGUACUGGGCACAUCGAAAGACAAAAUUUCUGCGAUAAGAAUACUAAUAAAAAUCUUGUGACAAACGAUAAAGAACAUCUUACGGAGAACUCUACUAGGAAUAUUGAGAGAGAAAAUAUUUUUGACAACGGUAUUUUUAAAUAA